Gracilinanus agilis (Agile Gracile Mouse Opossum) is the source of this 1813-nucleotide messenger RNA. RefSeq names its product retinol dehydrogenase 5 (gene RDH5). The transcript has 4 exons. The record is from RefSeq and is a predicted model, not a curated record. Lineage: Eukaryota; Metazoa; Chordata; Mammalia; Didelphimorphia; Didelphidae. The coding region runs from base 46 to 1002 and encodes 318 amino acids.
GGAAGCUAGCCCGCAUCUGCGCUUGGCUCCUCAGCUCGAGGCACCAUGUGGCUGCUCCUGCUCCUCGGUGCCCUGCUGUGGGGCGGCCUGUGGCUCCUCCGAGACCGCCUGGUCCUGCCCCCCGCUGACGCCUUCGUCUUCAUCACCGGCUGCGACUCGGGCUUCGGCCGGCACCUGGCGCUACGGCUGGACAGACGAGGCUUCCGAGUUCUGGCCGCUUGCCUGACACCCUUGGGGGCAGAGAACUUGAAGCGAGCCGCUUCUCCUCGGCUCUGCACCACUCUGCUGGAUGUCACCGACCCCCAAAACAUCCAGCGAGUGGCCGAGUGGGUGGGGACUCUCGUGGGGAAAAAAGGGCUCUUUGGGCUGGUGAAUAACGCGGGGGUGGCUGGGAUCAUCGGACCUACGCCCUGGCUGACCCUGGAGGAUUACCGCAAGGUGCUGGAAGUGAACACGCUGGGGCCCAUCGGCGUCACCCUGGCCCUGCUCCCCUGCCUGAAACAGGCCCAGGGGCGGAUCGUCAACAUCACCAGCGUCCUGGGCCGGCUGGCUGCCAACGGGGGUGGCUACUGUGUCUCCAAAUUUGGUCUGGAGGCCUUUUCUGACAGCCUACGGCGGGACAUUGCUCCCUUUGGGGUACGGGUCUCUAUCGUGGAACCAGGCUUCUUCCGCACAUCUGUGACCAGUUUGGAGAGUGUGGAGGGAGCCCUUCAAGCCUCCUGGGAGCGCUUACCUCCUGCCACCCAAGCCAGCUACGGGGACAGCUUUCUCCCCAAGUACCUGAAGGUGCAGCGGCUCAUCAUGAAUCUGAUCUGUGACGGCGACCUGGGCAAGGUGAGCAGCUGCCUGGAGCACGCGCUAACAGCCCGCUACCCCCGGACGAGAUACAGCCCUGGAUGGGAUGCCAAGUUGCUCUGGCUGCCCGCCUCCUACCUGCCCGCCAGCCUGGUCGAUGCUGUACUCAAUUGUGUUCUUCCUAAACCUGCCCAGAUGGUCUGCUGAACCCAUUCAGCUGGAGGAAACUGAGGCAGAGGAUGGGAAGCGAGCACUCUACUAGACUAAUCACUGCCCCCUUUCCCAGGAUCCCUUCCCCUAACAAUUUCCUUUCUACAAAAGGCUACCAUAAAACAAGUGGCCACCAGAGGGAGCUCCAGAUACACCCUUCCCAGGGCUGAAAGCGUUCUUGUGGGCUCAGUAGGGUGCACUUCAUGAGGCCACCACCAGGUGUCACCUUUGUCAGGUCUCCUCAGCCUUUCUCCAGCACCACCAUCUCCCCAAGCCAUUCUUCCCUGGUACCUGUGAAGCAGGACAGCCAUCAAGGCUGGCUUGGGAGGGGGCAGUAAAAGGAAGGUAAGGAUGCUUUGUUCAGGGAGCUCCAAAGGGCAUACCCAGAACUUUUGCACGUCACUUCCUCAGUGUUUCAGCCCAGGGCACAGCCUAAUCAUGAUGCCACAGGCUUAUAGGAAGAUGGGCAUCCUUGGUGACAGGCCCUAGACCCCUAUAGGUUCUUAACUCCCCUUUCCAUUCCUGGCUGUUUACAACUCACCUCACUGCCCCCCAAUUAGAGUCCUGGCUUCUCCAAACCAACUUUCCCUUAACUACCAAGAUGGCAGGCUGUGGGACUGAGUGUGAGGAAAUGAAGCAGAUAGUACUGUGAGCAGAGGGGAAACACCAGAUGUGGACACAUGAGGAAAAGGCCAUGGAGAUGAAGGAGAAGAUAAAAGAGAAGGGUGGCAUCAUGGUCUAGGGUAGUGAUGGCAAACCUUUGAGACUAAGUGCCCAAACUGCACCCUCACAUGCAUGUGAGCCACCU